Saprolegnia diclina VS20 is the source of this 405-nucleotide messenger RNA. RefSeq lists its product as hypothetical. The record is from RefSeq and is a predicted model, not a curated record. NCBI's taxonomy places the organism in Eukaryota, Oomycota, Saprolegniomycetes, Saprolegniales, Saprolegniaceae. Bases 1 to 405 code for a protein of 134 amino acids. The transcript has 2 exons.
AUGUGCUACCACCACGUACUCGACCAACAUCGGUUCGUUCCAGAGAGCGACUGCAAUUCCAAAGCGUUCCGUCGGUUUGCCACCCACGUCAUCCUCCUCGACUGGUACCUCGACGAAGGCGCGCCGAAUGCGGCCGGCGGCAACUACCUCAGCACCUUCUUGCCGCCAAGUAUGAUCCUUGUGGUCGACUCGUUUCUGUUUGCGCGUCAAUGCGGCGCGCCGACGCUGCUUCGCAUGAAGAAGAAUUUGCUGCAACCAAAGCUACUCUUGUACCUUCCCGAAGCGCUCCUACUCGCGUCGGCCAGCCAGCCCACGAUCGCUCUAGACCCGUAUGUCGGCGUCCUCGAGGAUGCGAUUGAGAUGUUCAACGUCGACGAACGCGCCAUCUGCCAUUGGCCGAAAUGA